ACGGCCACGGGGCUGGUGAUCAGCACGGGCGACCGCACGGUGAUCGGGCGCAUCGCCAGCCUGGCGUCGGGCGUGGAGAACGAGAAGACGCCGAUCGCGGUGGAGAUCGAGCACUUCGUGGACAUCAUCGCCGGCCUGGCCGUCUUCUUCGGCGGCACCUUCUUCGUGGUGGCCAUGCUGAUCGGCUACCCCUUCCUGCGCGCCCUCGUCUUCUUCAUGGCCAUCGUGGUGGCCUAC
Passer montanus (Eurasian tree sparrow) is the source of this 237-nucleotide messenger RNA. RefSeq names its product potassium-transporting ATPase alpha chain 1-like. Gene Ontology annotation, molecular function: P-type sodium:potassium-exchanging transporter activity. NCBI's taxonomy places the organism in Eukaryota, Metazoa, Chordata, Aves, Passeriformes, Passeridae. The annotation marks the transcript as partial. The record is from RefSeq and is a predicted model, not a curated record. Gene Ontology annotation, biological process: intracellular sodium ion homeostasis; sodium ion export across plasma membrane; intracellular potassium ion homeostasis. The transcript has a single exon.